AUGUCCACAGGCCACCCCUACCCCGUCUCCCACAAUCGCGCCUCGUACUCAGCCUCCGCCUCAUACCCAUCCGCCUCCACCCCCAGCUCUGCCUACCCGUACCCCUCCUACUCCGCCCGGAGCCCCAGCUACGACGCCAGCCACGCCCGCCCCGAUCCCGCCGCGUCCUACUCCUCGCUCUCCGGCACCUUCCACCACGCCGAGCACGACCCCGCCUCGUCCCAGCACUACCCCGGCUCCGCGCGUGCCGACGCUUACGCGCAGCCGCACCAGCCGCACCCGCGCGAGCAGCUCUGGCAGUACGCGCCGCCCGUCGAGGCCCCGCGCGCGCGGCUCGAGCACCCCGCGCUCGAGGGGAGCCCCACGCGGGAGUACCAGCACCACCCCCACCACGGCCCGCUUUCGUCGCACGCGGCCCCGCUCGCGGGACCCGGCAGAUCGCCCACGUCCGGCCGGCGCAGGGACAAAGCCCGGCUCGAGCUCGCCGCGGACCAGCCGCUGACGACGCAGGGCAAGCAGCGGACGCGCGUGUACGUCGCCUGCGUCCAAUGCCGCGGCCGAAAAAUCCGCUGCGACGGCGCGAAGCCCGUGUGCCACAACUGCAGUCGGCGGUCGGAGAACCCGCAGCUGUGCAACUACGACGCCGCGCCGAAGCGGCGGGGGCCCGACAGGGUGCCCGGCGCGCGCCAGCGCGGGAUCCCGGGCCAGACGGGGGAGCGGCCCCCACGACGGCGGCGGCGCCCGCCGCCCCCGGACGCGGCGGGGUACGGCGCGGCGGGGAGCGUGAGCGCGAGCGCGAGCCCGGUGGACGUCAAGUCGGUGCACUUCAGCCCGACCUCGCCCGGUGCGUAUAUGGCCGACGCGGCCGGGCAGCAGCACCAGCACCAGCACCAGCACGCGACGGAGCACAUCCCCUCGAUCUCCGGACACGGGCAGUACGGCGGGAGGCAUCGACAGGACAUACCUGAGCUCGUCGGACGCUCGGCGCUGCCCGGUGGUCUGGGCACGCACUAUGCUCAGCACCAUGAUUUCUCGACUGUAUACCCCGGCGGUGGCGCCCGGACUUCGCAUGAAUACCUUGUACCCGUACCCGAAAUUGGAGUGAUGACAGAGACUUACGCAUACGGCGUCGGAGCGGCUCCCGAGGCGGCAAGAGCGACGACAACGAGAAGACAGGAGCGGGAGGAAGACGAUGACCAGAAGAUAGUAAUCGCAGAGGAUCCAGGGCUCCAGUUCACCCGCGAGACCUGGUGGGACGCCCUGCUCAGUCUCUACGCCCAUCGGGACGGCGGCGGCGGCGAUCCGUUCGACGUGACACUCACCAUCCCCGCCGACGUCCGCGAGACGGCGACGCAAAAUAUCACGGCGGACCUGCGGUCGAUCUUCCACACCUCGCCGCACUGGCUCAGCUUCCUCAACCUGCCGCGGUUCUUCGGGGCGCUGCUCGACCCCCGCACGCGCGACGGCGUGCAGCCGAGCCUGAUCCUGGGGGCGCUGGCGCUGGCGACGUUCUUGAAGAGCCACGAGAUGGAGCUGGGGGCGGCGGGGAGGGCGCGGUCGCUGAGGUUGAGGGACCAGGCGCAGAGCGCGCUGGAGGCGAGCUUGAACUCGCGCUGGCUGGACCACAGCCUCGUCCAGGCCGCAUGGCUGCUCGCGUUCUUCGAGGUGUGCGCGCACCCGCUGCACUCGACCGCGCGCGUGCGGUCGUCGAUGGGCCUGCUGGACUCGCUGAUCCGGAGCAUGAAGCUGAUGUCGCUCGACGCGGAAGAUCCCCGGGCGACGGCGUUCGCGUCGAGCGUCCCCGCCGUCCCCGCCGAAGAUCACGACCGGUUGGCGGCGGGGGUCCCGGAGGGCAGACAGGGAAGCGGGUGCCACUGCGCGAGGUUCACGCUGGGCCACACGUGGCCGAUGGUGCGGGAGUUCGCGCCGCUGUGGAACAUGACGCCGACGUGGCAGAGCUCGUGGACGGAGGCGGACAUCCGGAAGGAGGAGUGCCGGCGGCUGGUGUGGAGCAGCGUCGGGCUCACGGCGAGCCACAGCUCGUACACGGCCGCGGGGGAGGAGAUGGAGACCCAGCAGAUGUUUUUGAUGGAUCCGCGCAACUGCCGUCUCCUCUUCCCCGGCGAGUCCCUCACCCACGCCGACGACGCCCCCGCGGUGCCUCCACCGGACAAGGAGUCGGUCUGGGCGCUGCAGGUGCGCACGAUGCUCCUCUGGAACUCGUGCGUCCGCCUGCGCGCCGAGCCCGACGCGCUCGCCGACGCGGACAAGACGCGGUUCGCGGCCGCGGCGUGGGCGGAGGCGGAGGCGAUCGAGGACGCGCUGGGCGCGCACGCGUGCGGGAUCGAGCGCGCGUACCUCUUCCAGGGCCGGGAGCUGCUGUUCAACGCGCGGACGUUCAUCGCGUACGAGCUCCAGGAGUGGUUGCCGCGGACGACGGUGGAAGCGCACCUGGUCUUCUACCGGCGCAAGGCCGAGGAAUGGCUCACCAGCCAGGCCAUGCUCGCCCAGCGCCUGCUCAACGCCGGCCUUCACGUCGUCACCGGCCUGCCCUCGUCCGACCUCGCCCGGCGCCCGUUCUUCCUCUUCUGGUUCAUGUCCCAGAUCGAGCGCGCGCUGCGGCUGUGGGCGUACGACCGCUCGCUCGUUCUGUCGCUCGAAGUCGCGAAGGCGCUCUCCCGCCCGGUUCAAUACCUCAUGACGCUGUGGCCGUGUCCAGAACAGCAGCGUCGCUGGAGCGACCUGCGCGACAAGCUUAACGGCUCGUGCUAUGCCGCCUCGGUACCCGGCCUGUCGCCCUAUAUCUCACCGUUGGACGAGCUCCCUCACGUCCCGCCCUCCGGCUUGUGA
Epithele typhae is the source of this 2850-nucleotide messenger RNA. RefSeq lists its product as uncharacterized. The transcript has 12 exons. Lineage: Eukaryota; Fungi; Basidiomycota; Agaricomycetes; Polyporales; Epitheliaceae. The coding region runs from base 1 to 2850 and encodes 949 amino acids. Gene Ontology annotation, biological process: regulation of DNA-templated transcription. The record is from RefSeq and is a predicted model, not a curated record. Gene Ontology annotation, molecular function: zinc ion binding; DNA-binding transcription factor activity, RNA polymerase II-specific. Gene Ontology annotation, cellular component: nucleus.